GACAGAUUUAUACUUGAAAGAGGAAGAGGUUUAAUAACUAGGACCUAAAAGCCUAAUCUAAAGACCCAAUGCUUAGUCCAGGUUGUUGCGUUGUUGAGAGGCUGGGGGAGAAUCUGACUGUGUGGACUCAGGGUAAACUGGGAGUGAUGGGAGCAUCCUGGGGCUCAUGGAGAACAGCUAUAGCCUUCAUCAUCACAACACUACAAAUCCAAGCUCUGACCAACCUGAAACCCAUGGAUGUUACUGGUGUGGAAGGCCACAGAUUUGACUUCAGAUGCGAAUAUCCAAACGGUUGGGAGAACAAUGCUAAGCACUUCAGCCGCAUUGAUGAUGGCAAGACCGUCAGUCACCUGAUACGGACAGAAACACACGACCAGUGGGAGAGUGAAGGACGCUUUUCUCUGUACGACAACACCUCUGCUGCCUUCUUCAUUGUCAGGGUGGAUAGACUCAGUUUAGAAGACAGCGGCAUAUACCUGUGCGGGGUGGAUAUCAGCCACUUUCCUGAUCACAUCAGUGCCAUACAACUAGAUGUUUCUCAAGUAAAUGUAAUGCAGGCCUCUCCCAUGGACCAAGCACUAGACAGGCACCACCUGACGCUGCUCCUGACCGCUGCGAUGUGUGUUGCAGCGAUUGUGUUUGUGUGUCUGUUCACAUGCUGUCUCCUGCUGACUGUUAAACAGAGAAGAUCAGAACAACAACAACAACAACAACAACAACAAAACAGAGAGAUAUCAUCUGAUUACGAGUCAAUGACGCCCGGUGUGACAACUCAACCUGAGUUCCACUGCAGCUGUUCUGUUUUAAACUACAACGAUCUGCCAGCCUUACCACUGCCACCGGCUGACUCCUGCCGUCGCUCCACAUCAAAUCAGCGGGACUCUGAAGUCUCUCUAGGCCUCAAUGACUAUGCUGAUGUGGAUGUACCAGGGCCCAUCUGCCCGUACCAACAUCUGGAUCACAGCCAGUUGGAGGAGCAUGUUUAUUAUAGCCUUCAAGGAAGUGGCAGUCCUAAACUCAGACCUGCUAAAGAUUCUCUCUUGUUAUGAGUCUAUCUAUCUAUCUAUCUAUCU
Molecule: messenger RNA, 1073 nt
Organism: Mugil cephalus (flathead mullet)
Lineage: Eukaryota; Metazoa; Chordata; Actinopteri; Mugiliformes; Mugilidae
Exons: 5
Coding region: 69-1049 (326 amino acids)
Source: RefSeq, a predicted model, not a curated record